AUGAAACGUGAUAUUAAGAAGGACAAGCGCAAGGAAGUUGAGAGUGAUCAAUCUCCUCCUGAGAAAAUUUUGAAGAAGCGACAGCCAUCUCCGACUCCGGUAACAACAUUUAAUUGCGGUGCCACGAUUGAGGAUGGCCGACUGCGCUCCGGUGAUCGACUUUUGGAGGUCAACGGCGUGGAAAUGACGGGCAAGACUCAGAGCGAGGUGGUUAGCCUUUUGCGCAACAUUCCCAGCGGCGGUGUCGCCCGUCUCCUAAUUUCCCGACAGGAAACGGAAGAAGAAAUCCAACAGUCGAACCAAUUGCAAAAUCAACAAGUUCAAUCGUCUCAGCUUCAAUCGUCGACUCAAACUCAGCAGACGAGUCCCAAAUUGCCCAGGCAGAUGAAAUCCAUCAGCAGGGCCAGCGAAGAGAGUCUGCUGCUCCUGCCCUGGAAGCAGCGCGAGAUCCUCACACUCGACAUUCCCGUCCACGUCACGGAAAAGGCCGGCCUCGGCAUUUCAGUCAAAGGCAAGACGACGUCGUCAUCGGGAAAUGGCACCAGCGACCUGGGCAUCUUCAUCAAGUCGGUCCUGCACGGAGGAGCCGCUUCCAGGGACGGCCGGCUGUGCACCAACGACCAGCUCCUUCACGUCAACGGCGUCUCUCUGCAGGGGCGAUCCAACACGGAAGCGAUGGAAGGAUUGAGGCGGGCCGUCCACCAGGAGGGUUCCAAGCCCAGGCACAUCACCCUGACGGUUGCCCGCAAGAUGCACGCGCUCAAGGAUCGUGAAGUGACGCUGGAAGGGCAGUCGCAGGACGACACGGUGAACGGAACGGUUCGACUGGGCGGCAACGGGGGCGACAGCUCCGGCAGUUACGAUCAUUCCGGAGGCAGCAGCGACCAAUCCGGUUCCACCGUCAUUUUUGUCAGCGGAAGCGGAUCAGACAGUCGUGAGAGAAAUCUCAUGAAAGACAAUCGACUCUCCGGAAUCUCCUCUGACCUCCGCAACGAGAGUUACUACCGGGCCACGCACGAAACGUGGAACACGACGCAGUUGCAGGAGACUUUGAUGAAUUCGUCGAAAUCGAACGGUGGGCACCAGACGAGUGUGGUGCAGCAGGGUCCAGGGCGGAAACAGCAUUCACAAAACAGCCCAUCGGUCCACUUGACGCCGGGCGAGGUGGUUUCGAUUGACGGUGAUUACCUGCCGCAGUCGAGGCCACGCCCACCCUCUAUGAUGAUGUCGACGUCCAACGGUUCCUCAGUGGCCUCUACACCGGAUACGACCAUGAACUUGCCUUGGCAGCAACAGCAACAUUCCAAUAAUAACAUUCGUGGUCCCGGUGGUCAACGCUCUGGACCGACGGAUGGACGCGACCGACUGUGGCCCAAUGCCGAGCAGCCGCAGCCGCCCCAGAGUCCCUUGUCGGAAACAUCCAUGCGCUCCGAUGGACGUCCCAGCGAUUCGGAAGCGCCCAUCUACACUAGCCACAUAAAUAGUGUUAGUAUCAAAGCUAAUCGCGUGUUGACACUGAAGCGGGCCAUUUAUCAACUGGCAAAUGGAACGAAUUUUCAAAACAAUUGGCCCUUUAGUCAACGAUACAUCUUCACCAUGUACGACGGACAAGAAUUUCGGCAUCUGAUUGCAUGUAUUAGUUUUAAAAUGGAUUUGUAG
Messenger RNA from Daphnia pulicaria, 1659 nucleotides. Its product is annotated as tyrosine-protein phosphatase non-receptor type 13-like. Bases 1 to 1659 code for a protein of 552 amino acids. Gene Ontology annotation, molecular function: phosphatidylinositol binding; protein binding. The transcript has 4 exons. The record is from RefSeq and is a predicted model, not a curated record. NCBI's taxonomy places the organism in Eukaryota, Metazoa, Arthropoda, Branchiopoda, Diplostraca, Daphniidae. Gene Ontology annotation, biological process: cell adhesion; establishment of cell polarity; establishment of centrosome localization. Gene Ontology annotation, cellular component: apical junction complex; adherens junction; apical plasma membrane.